Messenger RNA from Ascoidea rubescens DSM 1968, 948 nucleotides. It is a transcript of the gene ASI2, whose product is annotated as Asi2p. Bases 1 to 948 code for a protein of 315 amino acids. The transcript has a single exon. NCBI's taxonomy places the organism in Eukaryota, Fungi, Ascomycota, Saccharomycetes, Ascoideales, Ascoideaceae. The record is from RefSeq and is a predicted model, not a curated record.
AUGUCAAAUUUAGAUGCUUUAGAUGAGCUUAAUCGAGAGCUCUUAUUAAGGAUUAAUAGGAAUUACAAUCAAACUAAUCAAAAUCAAGAUCAAGAUCAAAACCAAGAUCAAGAUGAUCAAAAUCAAGAUAAUGCUACUUUGAAUAAUCAAAUUGGAGAUGGAAAUGAAAAUGAAAAUGAAAAUGAUGAAAAUGAUGAAAACGAUGAUACUAAUAAUAACGAAAAUGAUAAUAAUAACAACAUGCCAGAUAUAGUGAUGUUUGAUGACUAUCAAGAUAGAUUAGAUUUAAUUAAUAGAAAUAAUAAUUUUAAUGACGAGGGAAGUUUUUUAAACAAUUUAAUUGAUAUCUUUGGAUUAGUAAUACUACCGAUCUUUUUUUUCAAAGCAGCAAAGGAUUUAUUUAAUAUCGCUACAUUUUCCAAUGACUUUAUAAGAGACUUUGUUAACUAUUUAUUUUUAUCGCCAAGUCAGUUAUUAAUUUUAAGCAAUCAUAAUGAAAAUAGUGGGAAUAGUGAUAAUGGGAAUUUUUACGAGACUCGAAUUUUAUCCAAAACACUAAGCAAUAGCUUGACCACUACAAUAUUGAGAUUUACAAGAGAAUUUAUAAAUUUGAACCAGGAAAAUGAAACGUAUAAAGCUGCUAAUGGAAAUGAGCAAAACAGCGGGAGUGUUAUUGAAAACAAUGGGGGUUUUGUUGAGGUUAGUUUGUUAAUCAGAUUCAAUAAUGCUAUACUAGAAAACUACUUUGAUUUUUUCCAGAAAUACCCACUCCUCUUGAAGACUGUAACAGUGGUUUUCUUCCUGGUCUACUCUGCAUCGUUUUCACUCUACCUACUAGCUGGACUAUUGUUCUACUCAUUCUGCUUGUAUCUAAUCAUCCACUCGAGAUGGACCGAGCUCUACACCUUCUUGCUCAAGGCCAUCAAGAAAAGCAAUGGCGUGUUCUAG